Gossypium arboreum is the source of this 1917-nucleotide messenger RNA. RefSeq names its product wax ester synthase/diacylglycerol acyltransferase 11-like. Gene Ontology annotation, biological process: triglyceride biosynthetic process. Lineage: Eukaryota; Viridiplantae; Streptophyta; Magnoliopsida; Malvales; Malvaceae. Gene Ontology annotation, cellular component: plasma membrane. Gene Ontology annotation, molecular function: long-chain-alcohol O-fatty-acyltransferase activity; diacylglycerol O-acyltransferase activity. The record is from RefSeq and is a predicted model, not a curated record. The transcript is spliced from 6 exons. Bases 187 to 1635 code for a protein of 482 amino acids.
AAAAACUUGUCAUCAUGCAUCAAUUAGGGGACGGUUAUCAUUCCGUUCACGUUAAAAAUGCAACAUCAAUGUUGAAAGAGAACUUUGUUUGUAUUACAAAUAACCGAUACAAAGCAAACGGCGAGAAAGUACAGUUCCGGUCACUGUCAUUUUGAAUAAUUCAAAUACCCCUUUUUUUAUACUGUAAUGACUUCUCGGGGCACUUUUUCCGACGAACCGUUGAGCCCUGCCGGUCGACUUUUUAUUGAUCCAAAAACAGACGUGGUCAUCCAUUGCAUAGCCGUUAGCAAAAACCCCAUUGACUUAGACGUAGCAAAGACGGCUCUAAAGUCAUCGGUGAUGGUCCAACACCCUAGAUUUUGUAGCCUGUUGGUUCGUGACGAAAACGGGUUCGAGCAUUGGCGAAGAACCGAGCUCGACAUCGACCGGCAUUUCAUCGUCAUCAACAACCGGCUCAAUAAAUCGGGUAAGUUCGUCGGAGAAAACGAAACCCAAGGUUUCGACGAUGAUGAUGGUGAUGGUGAUGGUGAAGGGGCGGUGAAUCAGUACGUAGCGGAUUUAUCGGUGAGCAGUCCGUUGAGUAUGGACAAGCCUUUGUGGGAACUACACCUUUUAAAGGCGCACAAUUGUGUCGUUUUCAGGAUUCAUCAUGCUUUAGGGGAUGGGUUUUCGUUAAUGUCCAUGUUGAUGGCCGGAAGCGGGAAGGUAGAUGUUCCCGCGGCGGUUCCUCCCAUUAAGACUGAGGGAAUUAAGAGCGGGAAAAGAAGGGACUGGUUCUGGUUGUUAAGUCUUCUCUGGGGGGUUUUUAAGAUGGUCCGUUACACUUUGGUGUUUGUGCUGGAGUUUGUGGUGAGGAGCUUGUUUGUGUGCGACAGGAAAACAGUGAUAUCAGGCGGCGACGGCAUCGAAUUCUGGCCGAGGAAAUUGGCCACCGCUAAGUUCUUGCUUGAAGACAUGAAGGAGGUCAAAAGGGCUAUUCCAAAUACAACCAUUAAUGAUGUUCUGCUUGCAAUGGUGUCAUCUGGACUAUCAAGAUACUUAGAGCACAGAACACCAAACGCCUUGCAUGAGGGCCUUCGUUUGACCGGGGUAGCCAUGGUUAAUGUAAGAGCAAAUCCAAGAUUGCAGGAACUAUCAAAAGUAAUGGAAAAGAAUUCAAAAGCAAGAUGGGGAAACAAAUUUGGUGCAACUUUGAUACCAGUUUUCCAUCACAAAGGUGGCAAUAAUCCUUUACAGUAUUUGAAGAGAGCAAAAGUGAUGAAUGAUAAGAAGAAACACUCCAUGGAGGCCUAUUUCACAUACAAAAUCAGGGAUCUUGUAAUGACCCUGCUAGGACCAAAGUAUGUUUGUUUGCUUUACUACAAACUCCUUUGCAAUACAACCUUCACUAUCUCAAACUUCGUUGGCCCUCUAAAGCAUAUCACACUUGCAGGCCACCCGGUUUCUAACAUUAAGUUCAAUACAUCUAGCCUACCACAGGCAAUCUCAAUGCACAUGUUGAGUUAUGCUGGUAGAGUUGAAAUGCAACUUCUAGUAGCUAAAGAUAUCAUCCCUGACCCAGAGUUUCUAGCUAAGUGCUUUCAAGAUGCCUUACUUGAAAUGAAAAUGGCAGCAAUUGCAACCAAUAAAGCAUAGAAAAACCUCAAAUCAAACAGCACAAGAAAAACGAUCACAUUUACGAUUUAUCACAUGAAUCUGAGGAAUCCCUUUUACCUUAUUCUGUUUUUACUGUUCUUUAAGCUCUUAAGACCAUGCAUAUUUUUUAGUCUGACUCUAAGUCCUAGGACUUUUGAGUUCCGACUACUGCAUCAGUAUCAGGACUCAUUGACUUCAUCAAAUGUUAAUUUAUUUGGUGGCUGUACGAGGAUUAUUCUAAAAGUAAUUUCAUGAUGAAAUUAUCAACUUCAGCCCUUAAAA